Necator americanus (New World hookworm) is the source of this 240-nucleotide messenger RNA. RefSeq lists its product as uncharacterized. The record is from RefSeq and is a predicted model, not a curated record. Lineage: Eukaryota; Metazoa; Nematoda; Chromadorea; Rhabditida; Ancylostomatidae. Bases 1 to 240 code for a protein of 79 amino acids. The transcript has a single exon.
AUGAAUGACGGUACACUCGUCAUUCGUGAAGAGAAGGUUACAUCGCGAAAUGUAGGCGGUGUUGGUUUUGUUGUGCACCCAUCUGUCGUCCAUCUUGUAGAUUCUCACGAGAUCCUGUCACCGCGUCUGGCAAUUCUUCGCCUCCGCCCUCUGUACCAAAAAUGCAUCAGUAUCAUUGACUGCUACUCGCCAACAUCAGCAGCUGACGAAUCCAAAUUUAAUACCCUCUGGAGGAAGUGA